Molecule: messenger RNA, 1178 nt
Organism: Salvia hispanica
Lineage: Eukaryota; Viridiplantae; Streptophyta; Magnoliopsida; Lamiales; Lamiaceae
Product: Tetratricopeptide repeat (TPR)-like superfamily protein
Cellular component (GO): chloroplast
Molecular function (GO): protein binding
Source: RefSeq, a predicted model, not a curated record
AAGAGGUAUGUAUGCGGAUACCUGUAUAGUUUAGCGCGAUGCUUAUCCUGGUUCUCUGCUGCUGCCCAACUACUCCUAACUGAAAUUCCCUCUUACAAUUCGUACAAUGGCGGCAACCCACAGCAUAAAAUUCUCGAAUCCAAACCCAAUUGGCUUGUUGUCUUCCUCAUCCCCACCUCCAUUUUCAGCAAAACUCCCAAACAAUAACGUCUCUAAUUUUUUCGGCGCCAGUCUUUCUACAAUUACCAGCUACCAAAAUUCGGCCCCAACUCUGUCAAGAAGGCUCGUCUUGACCUCAGUUGCUGGGAUUUGGGACGCCUUAUCCGGUGGCGGCUCCGCUCGUGAAGCUGUCACCGCUGUUCGCCGAGGAAUGCUUCUAUUCAGACAGGGUGAUGUUCAAGGUUCCGUGGUUGAGUUUGACAAGGCUAUUGACCUCGAUCCUCGUCAAAAAGCAUAUCUUUGGCAGAGAGGAUUAUCGCUAUACUAUCUUGAUAGAUUUGAAGAGGGUGCGGAGCAAUUUAGACUAGAUGUUGCACAAAACCCAAAUGACACUGAAGAGUCAAUAUGGUGCUUUCUUUGUGAAGCUCAGUUGUAUGGUGUUGAUGAAGCUAGAAAACGAUUUUUAGAGGUUGGUAUAGAUCCCCGGCCUGUCAUGAGAGAAGCUUACCGCAUGUUCAAAGAUGGCGGGGACCCAGAAAAGCUUGUUGCAGCAUUUUCAAGUGGCCGGGAGAGCGAAUAUUUCUAUGCUUCUUUAUAUGCCGGCCUUUAUUAUGAAUCUGAGAAGAAAAGUGAUGAAGCUAAACACCACCUAGUUGCUGCAUGUAAAUCUUGUUACGGUUCAAGGUCUGACGACUACAUGGCAUCGCUCGCCAAGGUUCAUUGUGCUUGCCGAAAUUGGGCACUCACUUGAAAGAAUAAGAGGAGCGCUCAUCGCUUGAUUCUGUAGUAUUUCUCUCAGCAAUUUGUUUCCCUUCGUCAAAGAGGCCAACUCUGGAUCACGCGAUUCAGUGUUUCAUUUUAUCUUAUUUACUAGCUGAAAAUAGUGCGUAAAAACUAAAAAGUAAGGAAAAACGAUAGCAAAGAAAGCACUCGACCUGUUUCUGUAUACAUUCCCUCUCUCUAUUGCUAUCUGCAUAACCAAAUCCAGUUAUCCGUAAUGAGAAUGAUUUUUAUUCUAA